AUGGCCGAGCAGCUGCAGGAGAAGCAUCAAGAGGAGGGGGAAGCGGGAGACAAGCAUCGUAUCCUGGUGAGGAACGAGACUGACGUCGACCUCACCUCGCAUGACUGCUCGCUCUCGCUCCGGCUGCCCGACGGCAGCGGCCAGGGCACCAGCACCGCCCUGCCCCCGCACUCCACCGUCGACCUCACCCACCACCGGGGCUACACACUCGCCCUGGAGCGCCGCGGGUUCGUGUUCCGCGGGGCUGUGCAGGUCAGGGACGACCCUGCGCUGUGCGACCCCGAUCUGGGCAAGCCACGCGUGGUGCUGGACCCGCCCGGCAGCAUUUUUUAUGUGAUCGAGGACCCAGACAACAGGGCGGUCACCAAGGACGAGGUCGCCGCGGCACACGGGCUUAUCGUGUCGUGCCUGGAGCAUGGCGGCCGCGUGCCUGCACCCUUCCGCGACACCACGCCCGGUUCAUUGCUGGACGUGGAUUGCGGCGCAUUGGGCAGGAGGGAGGACGAGGCGCAGGCUCUGCAGGCCGAGCUCCGGUCGCAGCUGGCGCGUGGCGACUUGCGACAGCCCUGGCACGCGCUGUACGACGCGCGACGCCCGGCCCUGCCCGCCGGGAUGACCCACACGGCUAAGCUCGAGGAGCUCGUGAACACGCGACGCGUGGGCCUCGUGGUCUACUUCCGCGCGCUCGACCGCUUCCCCGGAGGCAAUGCCGAUUGGGCCGUGCUCAAGUUCAAGCUGGGCUUCGCGCCGGCACCGCCAAAGAACGAAGACGAAGAAAAGAACGAAGACGAAGAGAAGAGCGAAGCGAAGUGCGAAGACGAGAAGUGCUGGGUGAGGUGGAUGGGCUACACGAACUGGGACGGCCAGGGCACGAUCUCGCGCAGGUCGGUCGAGCGGGAGAAGCUGCUGGUGGCCCAGGUGCGGGCGCAACUGCUCGAGCCGCUGGCGGACCUGAUCGACGCGUCGGAACAGCGCUCCGUGGAGACGGUCGUCGUCGAUCGCCACCUUGAGUCCGAGGGCACCAACACCGAGUGGAGUUCUAUCGAGGUGCUGGUCUACGUGCCGCCCGAGCUGGCCGACGACGUGGGCGUGACCGCGGCCGCUGACAACGCGCCAGACGACUCCUCGCUCGAGCCUUUCGCUGUGGGCGAGGCCGGCGACCAGCAGAAGCCGAAGCCGUGGCCGCUUGCGUUCAGGCUGCACCAGCGGGCCGUGCCGCACAGCAGGUCGUCAUCCCAGAGGCCCACCAACGUUACAGCGGGUCGCGCCAAGGCCGUGCUCAACGGAGCCAGUUCGCUGUUCCGCGUGGGCCGCGUCAGCUCCACCCUCAGGCACUUGGAACUCGAAGAGCAAGCUCGUCUCCGCGACUUCACUGACAUCUACCUGCCGCCGCUCUUCCUCCAAAGCGACGAGGCCAUGCCCCUCUGCUCGUGA
Molecule: messenger RNA, 1434 nt
Organism: Acanthamoeba castellanii str. Neff
Lineage: Eukaryota; Discosea; Longamoebia; Acanthamoebidae
Exons: 3
Coding region: 1-1434 (477 amino acids)
Source: RefSeq, a predicted model, not a curated record